Poecilia reticulata (guppy) is the source of this 893-nucleotide messenger RNA. RefSeq names its product transmembrane protein 205 (gene tmem205). Lineage: Eukaryota; Metazoa; Chordata; Actinopteri; Cyprinodontiformes; Poeciliidae. The record is from RefSeq and is a predicted model, not a curated record.
CUAUUGAUUCCAGAAAUUUGACAGAGGAAGUGGCUGUCCCUAUGAACUUUGGUUCUUACCCUCGUUGAUAGACGGUGGUUGUCCUUCCUAAAAGCGCUCUGGACUAAGCGAUGCCAUGGCGACAGAGGGGGAGCCGACCGACGCGAUCAAAGUGUUGCACCUGCUGCUGCUCGCCUUCACCUGGGGCAUGCAGGUGUGGGUCUCCUUCAUCGGAGGUUUCGCUCUGGUGAAGCAGGUGUCGCUGCACACCUUCGGUUUAGUCCAGAGCAAGCUGUUUCCCAUCUACUUCUACUGCCUGCUGGGAAGCAACUUCACCAGUCUGGCCGUGUACGCCGUGUACCACCCCAGAGAGCUGCUGGACUGGCAUGAAGGCGUGCAGAUGCUGAUGUUCUUCGUGGCGCUGAUCACAGCAGGCCUGAACGCCCAGUGGUUCGGCCCAGCGGCCACCGAGGUCAUGUUCCAGAUGAGGGCGGUGGAGGAGGAGCACGGUCUGGGGAACCAGGUGGGGCUGGGCAGCCAGAGGGAGGACUACGCCAAGCUGAAGGAGCAGGACCCAAAGUACCGGGCCUACAGGAAGACGUUUGGGCGGUACCACGGCCUGUCCAGCCUCUGCAACCUCAUCGGCUUCCUCUGCGUCACGGCCAACCUGGUCUACACCGCUCUCAAGCUGUCCACCAUUUAAACGGCAGCAUUUUUAUAGGCGUGUCAGGUCCGCAGGCAUUCAUGCAGUAUUCACAGUUUCCCACAUUUUACUGAAAAACAAGUUUUAUUUUGAUUUUAGUGUGACGAACGAACAUAAAAAAAGUACUAAAAAGGGAAAUGGUAUUUCAAAUCUACAGGGGACAUAAUGCAAACAUCAACUAAUUAUAUAGUAAUAAACGAUGCAAAAUCAA